Molecule: messenger RNA, 1062 nt
Organism: Rana temporaria (common frog)
Lineage: Eukaryota; Metazoa; Chordata; Amphibia; Anura; Ranidae
Product: nicotinamide N-methyltransferase-like
Exons: 3
Coding region: 51-839 (262 amino acids)
Cellular component (GO): cytosol
Molecular function (GO): N-methyltransferase activity
Source: RefSeq, a predicted model, not a curated record
AGAGGAGACACACUGGAAGAUUGCUGUAGUGGAGAUAACAAUAUUACAGAAUGGAGCCCGAAUCUCAUAAACUCUACCAUGUACACAGCUUCCACUCCCGGAAUUUCUUAGACACUUUUUUUUCAAGUAAACCAGAAAUGCCCUUUACUUAUGAGGGUUUAAGGUAUCCUAUGGAGAAAUUUCAGAAUGCAUUUUCCACAGGUAACUUUAAAGGAGACAUGUUGAUUGACAUCAGUGUUGGUCCCAUCAUUCACCAUCUCUAUGAAGCGCAGGAAUAUUUCAGAGAUAUCAUCCUCCUAAAGCCUACUGAGCACUGUAUUGUAGAAGUGAAAAAAUGGAUCAACAGCCGAACCGGAGCAUUUGAUUGGUCACACGCCUCUACAAUUGCUACAGAAGUGGCAGGAAAGAGUGACCAAUGUGAGGAGAAGGAAAUUGGACUCAGGAAGGUAAUUACACAUGUUGUAAAAUUCGAUCUCAACAAGGAAAAUCUCACAGACCCAAUUGGGCUUCCACAAGCCGACUGCCUGGUGCUCAGGAGUAUUCUGGAAGCCAUCAGCAAAGACCUUGAUGGUUUUGUGAGGAACCUCAAAAGAUUCUCAAAGCUUCUGAAACCUGGUGGGAACUUGAUGUUUUAUGGAGUUUUAAAUUGCACAUUCUAUGUGGUUGGGGGGGAGAGGUUCCAUGCUGUAAAGUAUAAUGAAAGCGACUUGAGAAGUAUGCUCAGUAAUGAAGGGUAUGUUAUAACCCAGUUUGAGAUUUUCCAAAGAAAGUCUGAGAGUGAUCUGAUUGAUUUUGAUUCAAUUGUGUUCUGUACAGCUUAUAAAGAACAGAAGCUUUAGACCCUAUUCACGACAUUGCAAUUAUUACAAAGUGAAAACGCAUUUUAAUCAAACAGCAUAAUGUGCUUUUGUUGCAAUUUUAAUGCAUAAAGCUAAAAUGUAAUGCAAAGCAAAAUGUGGGCUACGUGUUACUUGAGUGCAUUUUACAUGCAUUUUCUUCCUGCAAAAUCUGCCAUGUGACUUUGAAGCAUGUACAAAUUAAAAUGCAUAUUGUUUUUUUUGU